AUGGUUGGUUUCUUGCAGUUCAUGUGGCCUCUCGCAUCUCUUCUCUGUCUUCCUCUCAGCCAAGUAGCAGCAUUGUCUGAUACCACCGUACCGCGCACCUAUGGCAUUGUUCUCUUCCGCAUGUUCGACAUGCUUGAUGUUUACGGUCCAUCGGAGAUCCUACAAUUCAUCGGCGGAUCAUACCAAACAAAUAUCGUAUAUAUUGCCGAGACCCUGGAGCCAGUCACCACGCGUCCAGUAAUGGCGGCGAUGAACCCACUGAACUCUUCAGUGUAUCCAUCUCUUACGCCUACACACACGUUCGAGACAGCACCGGAACUGGACGUUCUCAUUAUUCCUGGCGGACAGGGAUGGCGCAACCCAACAAGUCUGAACGCUACUAUGGAAUACAUCCGUGAAACUGCACCAAAAGUUCGACAGGUCCUCACUAUAUGUACAGGAUCAGCACUUGCGGCUCGUGCUGGUAUAUUGAACGGUAGGAAAGCUACUGCGAACAAAUCUUCUUGGCCGACAACAGUGGCAGCCAAUCUAAAUACGACUUGGAUGCCGUCUGCUCGAUGGGUCGAGGACUACUCAAGCUUACCACCUAUCUGGAGCUCAUCAGGAGUCACAGCUGGUAUCGAUAUGAUGCUGCAUUGGGUUGAACAAACAUACAGCGCAGAGAAUGCUACAAACAUCGCGCGUUUCAUCGAGCAUGUGAGGAUCACGGAUCCAAGCAUUGACCCGUUCGCCAGGAAUGAGACUGUGGCUAAGUAG
Molecule: messenger RNA, 756 nt
Organism: Alternaria atra
Lineage: Eukaryota; Fungi; Ascomycota; Dothideomycetes; Pleosporales; Pleosporaceae
Exons: 2
Coding region: 1-756 (251 amino acids)
Source: RefSeq, a predicted model, not a curated record